AUGGCUCCUCUGAAGGGGCUAUCGGAUGCUCAUGCCAUUUUGCUUGCGACCAAUCUCUGUGCAAGUGGUAAUAUCACCGCCCUGCCAGCUCUACAAGCGCAAUACCCCCAUUGUUUUCCGUUAGAACGCCUGUUACGCAUCAUCUUGACCUUCCUCCCUGAGAGUACACAACCUUCCGACUACGUUCCAGUGCUCCAGGAUCUGGCUAGUGGCACUGAAACUACAUCCUCAACCCCAGAAAUCGAUCCAUCUACUGUCCAAGAUCUCUCCGAAUCGGCUGCGAGGAAGCGAGUGCGGAAGCUUCGUCUGCGACCCCUCAAGCGCGAGGACGAGGAAGAAGAGAUCGCCUCCUCUGACCCCUUGACCCAGUUCAUUAUUCACCGCGCGCAUCUUAUCGACUCCGAAACGGCCCUCCAACCACUCAUACUGAGCCUCCUCCUUCCCUUCUAUACACACAACGAAGCUAUUCGAACAUGGCUUGUCUCCAGUCUUCUACCGGCACUACGACUCAAUUACGAAUACUAUCCCAACCGGGAAGAAGCGCUAUCGCUAGAAACAUUGGAGUUGAUGGAUGAUCAGACCGCAGUCAACGUUCUUUUAUCCAUCACCGGCACCGAGAAUAACGACAUGGAUCUGAUCACCAAUUUAAGAGGGCUCGUCGGCCCUUGGCUCUAUGGGAGUAAUCGAUCGAAGAGGCGCAGACUGAAUGAAGCAGCCCAUCAAAAUACGGUCUCAUUUAUCCAAGGGACAUCCAAGCCGGAGACCGCAGAAUUCGCCGGAUGGGAAUAUGUGAAUGAAUGGCUACUGUCUCGUAGCUCUGUGGAUCACAACACUGUUGCCAACGCAUUUAUAAACUGGAACGGACCGGAAGACGUUGACAUGGGAGGGUUUGAAGGCCAGGAUGCAACCCUAGCAAUGGACAAAGCCAAGGACUUGCUGAACCGGUACGGACAGUCUGGCUUGGCCGUGGUGUAUGGUCAUAUGGACUCAUCCAAACCUGCCCUGGAGAGAUCUUUCAAGGUACUUGGACGCGUUGCAGAGCUCCUCAGCCUUGAAGAAUGCUCAUACUUGGAUGCGACCGAGCCCGCUCUUCCAUCUGUGGACUAUGAUGCAGAGUUGCUUUCCUCAUCAACUCGAGGUUCGCUCAUGCAGAACUCACUGCUCAAACGCGAUAACCCUUUGACCAAACCAUCCCCUUCGUCUAUUUCAUUUUUAAGCGCCCUGCUUCUUUCUCUUCGCAUACUGACCGGACUCGGCCAUAAUGUUCCUUGCCGAUCUGUGGCCAACCUUUGUCUCUUUAGCAGCGAGGAGCUACAAUUGUCAGAAUUAAGGAAUGUGGUGGGCUCUACUAUCGCGCAGACUCGGUCCAAACAGCAAUGGGAAGCCGUGCGAGAGCAGAUUCUCUGGCUACGGGACUGGCAAGCCGACCGAUCGGACAAUGGUUGGGAUGAGCCAUCAACUCACCUAGGCCUUUUCUGGAGAGUCCCCCGCGACACGGUUGAAACCGAGGUUCUCAAAGCAUUUCUCGGUGCUCAAGAAUAUCAACUCGCUGUUGAUCUUUAUACUCAAGCUGUUUCAUCACCGCUCAGCCCCACCCAAGUGGAAGAAGCGGUGGUAGAGGCCAUAUAUAGCGCUUACGAUAAUGCAAGCAAUGGCAAUCGAACGCGCGGUGGGAUGAAGAGAGCUUAUGAUAUCCUUCAAGCUUUCCAACCGCAUUUCCCAGAAUCGACAGCUUUCAAGCAUAUCGGUGCUUUGAUAGCCGCGACACACGCUCUGUCAUUCUACUCUCUGACUCUUCAGCACGGGGUCCCUUUUCAACCGGUCAGCAUUCGCGUCCACCGUGACCCGCUCUCUCUUGUCGAAAAGGUCCUCGAUCAAAACGCGAAAAGCUAUACCAAACUUGACGACCUGCUCUCAAUCGGUCGCAACCUUGUCUUCGCAGGCCUCCCAACAAGCGCUUCCCCAACCGAGAGUACAGACUCAAUCUCUUCAGAACCCCUCACAGGCGCAGACGCCCUCGUCACAUCCGAACGCCGCAUAACCUCCCUCGCCAUCUCAUCCGCCCUAACAUCCAAUGACUUCGGCACAGCCUACUCCUACAUCCUCACCCGGCUCACACCACCCAGCGCCCUAUCAACGGCCUCUCCACUCCUCACACCACCCACAAUCCCAGACGACAUAACCUGGCGCGCUGUCUACAAUGCAGGCCGCUACCGCCCCAGCAGCCCAACAACAUCUACAACCCUCCAAUCGCAAAUCACCCACCUCUCACAGCGAAUGGAACUUCUCUCUCUAGCUCUAGCCCUAUCUCCGACGCCAGACCCGCUGCCCGAAAUCCUCGGCGCCUGGCGUCGUUGUGACGAGGAAGUCUCCUCGCUGCGCGCACGCGAGCAGCAAGAAGAAGAUCUCUGGGACGCAAAGGGCGACAAUGCCCUCUCAACUGUACCAGGUGGAUUCGGUCCGACGGAUAGCGAACGCGAUGCCUUUGACACUGCGCAGCAGCGCGUAGCACGACGGGCGCGAGCACGCGCCGCAAUGCCACAUUCGCACCCGCAUGAGGCGCCGAUGGGUCUGUUUGAGGUUGCGAGGGGAGCGGCGAUGGCGCUACAUAAGAAUGCUUUCCCAUUGCGUGGAGCGGGCUCGGGCUCGGCUGCGGAUCCAAUUCAUGUUUCUGCGGAUGGCGAUCGGCCACUUUCCCCCGAGGAUGAGGGCGAGGGAAGAGUUAGGAAGAGGGAUAUGGUUAGUAAUAUGGUGACGGGAGGAUUGGCGAGUGGACUUGGGUGGGUUCUUGGUGCCGAACCUGUGAAUCGGUGA
Messenger RNA from Penicillium cosmopolitanum, 2814 nucleotides. RefSeq names its product secretory pathway Sec39 family protein. Bases 1 to 2814 code for a protein of 937 amino acids. The transcript is spliced from 3 exons. Lineage: Eukaryota; Fungi; Ascomycota; Eurotiomycetes; Eurotiales; Aspergillaceae. Gene Ontology annotation, biological process: retrograde vesicle-mediated transport, Golgi to endoplasmic reticulum. The record is from RefSeq and is a predicted model, not a curated record.